Funneliformis caledonium is the source of this 249-nucleotide messenger RNA. Lineage: Eukaryota; Fungi; Glomeromycota; Glomeromycetes; Glomerales; Glomeraceae. The record is from the annotation of a GenBank genome assembly.
AUGAAUAAGAAAGAUGCACUAUAUAGAUCUACAAGAACCCUUGCAACUGAAUUGACAAAUACUCAAAAAAUUCUAAACAAACUAGAUGCGAUUACAGCGAUGUUAGCUACAUUGCACAAUGAUCUUGCUUUAUCGAUAUAUCAUCUUGAUGAAGUGGAAAAGUACCUAAAUAUUUUUACGAUCAUAUCCAAAAAAGCUGCUGAACUCAAUGAAGUGGUUAAAGCAGAAGGCGCGAUGAAAACAGACACU